CAAGGAUACUGAAACUCAAGUCACUGUAAGCAAGGAUACAGGGACUCAAGUUACUGCAACUCAAAACACUGAAAUCAAGGACCCCAUUGAAACUCAAGAUGAAAGAUUGUUGUCUGUAGAUUUUGCUGCCUUAUUUGGUCAUAUAAGAUUGGUCGAGUUAAUCCUAACAUUUUAUACCCAGCAUUCAAGAUCCACCCCAAAACAAUCUCGUAACAUGCUUUUCAGAGCCGUCCAUUUUGGCUCAUUUGAUGCGCUGAAGUUACUCUUAAAGCAUAAAACAUAUACGAAUGAGGAAAUAUCGGACGCAUUGUAUUUAGCCACUCAGAAACGUGAUGCCAAAUGCAUGGAGGUGUUAUUAUCAUUAAAGGUACCAGUCACACAGAUGACGCUCAAUAUGAAUCUCUACCAUCUCCUUUGCUUGGUGUCAACACAGCCUGAGAUCAACACUGGAAUAACAGAUCUGAUGAAUAAUCAAUCAAGAUUGGCUGAAUGCUUCAAAGUAUUGAUUAAGUACAGUCAUGACGUCAAUAGCCGUGUCCCUGACAGAACAUACCCCCUCUAUAGUCUCAUUUGGGCGAUUUUUAGUAAAAUAUUUAAUGAAGACUCUGACAACUCUGAAGAUUUGAGAAGUACAGUCGAAGAUGGUCUCCAGUGUUUAGAGAAUCUGCUGAAUGCAGGUGCCGAUCCUAACUUUAAUGAAACUGCUGCUGCCACCUAUAGCAACGAGGAGACACUAAUCAUCUCCGGGAGAUUGGCAUUCCCAUCUGCCCUGGUGUGUGUUGUGUAUAAGAUAUAUGACCAAGUUAUCAACAACACAGUGGAUAAUGCAUUGAGGUGCCCAGGGAAUGACUCAACUCGAGUCCAAAUUGACCAAUUUGUCGUGGAAGUUUUCGAGGUUUUGUUACAACAUGGAGCUAAGUUACAUAUCCCUGAUCGUGACCCUCAUAUGGAAUCAUUAACUGAUCCAUUGGGAUUUAUCCUAAUGACAUUAUUGAUGUGUGACAAAGCAAAUCCUGCAAAUGGGUGCUCUAUAAAUUGCCACUUUAUCAAACCCCUAAUAGACCUUCUUGAACUUGUCUUAGUGAAUGGAGGAAACUUGGAGAAAAUGACUAAUCCCCAGUGUGCAGCAUCCAUUGAUAUCUCUACUCUAUCAGU
Messenger RNA from Owenia fusiformis, 1155 nucleotides. The record is from the annotation of a GenBank genome assembly. Lineage: Eukaryota; Metazoa; Annelida; Polychaeta; Sabellida; Oweniidae.